This is a messenger RNA of Corylus avellana, 1840 nucleotides long. Its product is annotated as Homeodomain-like superfamily protein. The record is from RefSeq and is a predicted model, not a curated record. Lineage: Eukaryota; Viridiplantae; Streptophyta; Magnoliopsida; Fagales; Betulaceae.
CGAGUUUGAAUGGCGCAUUUUCCCUCUCAAAGCUCCUGAAGAAGCACGAGCACCAAAUGUUCGUGAAAAUGCCAACAAGAAACCCCAUCGUUGGCAUCGAGCAACCCAAGACUCUCCGCAGAUCUCCGAGAUUUCUCCACCAUAAAACCACCAUAGAACCACAAACACCCACCUCUCUCCGAAAGUCCCCUAGACUCCACCCGAAGAAUACAACCUCAGAACCCGAAGAUCGGAAAACCCCCAAAUCUAAGUCCAGAAACCACAGGGCACGCUCUCCUGGUCCUCCUCUCAGCUUAGCGCAAGAUAAAAGGGAUUACCCGGAAAAAGGUUCAAAGAAAACGAGUAAAUCUGAUUACGUGACAAGAAAUGUCGCCAAUUUAUGUUCUGGGUCGAGAAGAUCUCCAAGGUUGAACAAUGGGGUCGAAGGGUCUCGGAGUCUCAGACGGUCGCCGAGGCUUUCUUAUCAGCAAAAUUUAGUCAGUAAGUGUAAAGAAUACUUGGAGAAAGUUUCGGGAAAGACGAGGAAAUCCGAUAUUGGGUUGAGUAGUGGAGGUCUAAGUUCUGGGUCGAGCAAGUCUCCAAGUUCGAAUUGUAGUAUUAAGGAAGUUGGAGGCCUUAGACGAUCUCAGAGGGUUUCUAAUCAGCGAAAUGUUGAUGAUGAACAUGUCGAGAAGAGCGCUAAGUCUUCGGAUAAAGUGGAUUUAACAGAUGACGGGGAAGCUGAAAGGGGAUUGAUCUCUUGUGAAUACAUUGUGGGGAAACGUGAAAGGAAGACAAAGGGGAGUUCUAUUGGUCCUGAAGCGUUUAUGGUGAAAGGCGAAGAGAGGACGGCUAUGGAGAUUGGGGUUAAGAAGAAGAGAAAGCGAGACGAGGAAGACAGUGGGAUCAGUAAUGGGUGGACAAAGGAACAAGAAUUGGAAUUGCAGAGAGCUUAUUUUGCUGCCAAGCCGACACCCCAUUUCUGGAAGAAGGUUUCCAAAAUGGUGUCUGGAAAGACUGAACAGGAGUGCUUUGAUAAAGUUCACUCCGAAAAUUUAACCCCUCUUCAACCUCGGCCUCGAUCAAGGUCCAAGAAAGCAAAGUAUUCUCCCCUUCAACAUGUUUCACUUUCUGCAAGUAGAAUAUUGCUUAAGCCAAGGGUUAAAAUGUUGAGAUGCAGUAAACAGAAGACUCAUCAUCUUGCACAAAAAACUGUCAGACACUUGUUACAAAAGCAUUAUCAUGUGGACCAAGGAUAUGAAGCGGAUCUAUUUUCAGUACUUGAACCCAAUAUGGAUCCAUCUGCCCAAGCUUUUCAGCCGGGUGUUAUACUUUCCACCCCAAAGCGGUUGCAGGAAGAGCAAGGAUUUCUUCAGAAGCUCCGUGAGAGAUCUUCUUCAAGCCGUAAAAAGUCCCUUUCAAGAUUUAGUAGCUCGUCUCUGACGUCACUUGUUAGUUCCCCAGUACUGAAGCAGGUGAAAAACAGGGUCUUGCAUGAGAAGUAUAUUGACCAACUACAUUGUAGGGAAGCCAAAAGAAGAGCAGCGUCAGCACGCGCAGAAAAAUCCUCUGUUGUUAAAGAGGAUACAAAAGAUCAUGUUCAGAAUCUUGAUAUGGUUAAAGCAGCAAAGAAUGCACUGCAAUCUGAAGCCAGAUGUGUCAUCAAUCGGUAUCAACUUUUGCAGGCCAAUGCCCUGAGCAGCUCUGAUUUUAACGAUGACGAUGGUGUUGACAGCAAUGAUCAUCAUGAAAGUGAUGACGGAGUUUGAAAGUUUUCAAGAUCAAUUUGAAAUGUAAUUUUCUUCAUAUUGCUAAAUGCUAAAUGCUAAUUGAAGCUGCCAUGUGUGGCUGCUGACUUUGA